AUGGACGCAAAACAACAAGUUAAACUUGCAAAGGUCGUUAAGGUCCUUGGCCGUACUGGCUCUCGAGGUGGUGUAACUCAAGUUAGAGUUGAAUUCAUGGAUGAUUCAAGUCGUUCAAUUAUCCGUAACGUUAAAGGACCAGUCCGUGAAGAGGAUAUCUUGUGUCUAUUGGAAUCUGAACGUGAAGCAAGGCGACUGCGUUAA
Messenger RNA from Funneliformis caledonium, 204 nucleotides. NCBI's taxonomy places the organism in Eukaryota, Fungi, Glomeromycota, Glomeromycetes, Glomerales, Glomeraceae. The record is from the annotation of a GenBank genome assembly.